AGGAGACCAACUGCAAUGCAAAUUCUGCAGCGGUUCGAGGAAUUAAACUCCGACUACGACGACGUUAGGCCGUUUCAACAACAAUUUGCAAUGGCUGAAAUGCUCACCCAAAAAGACCAGGAAAUUCAACACCUCCGAAGGAAGUUGCAGCAGAAAGAAACAGAACUGGAACUGGUUGGUGAGCGUGAAGUUAUGAGCGGACCUCUGGAGAAGUUCUCUCCGAGGAACAUCAUGAGAAAAUGGAAGUCGUACACUUUCAAACUGAGCGACUCGCACCUAAGGUUCUUUAACUCGUGGAUAAGGAAACCACGUGGUGAGAUCCUGCUCUCUGCUGUGAGCCGUGUGUACAUACCGCACCGCAGUGGUAGACUCCAGGGCGACAAACACUACUUUGAAGUACACUUCAACGGUAGGGACUCACCCUGGAUUCUGUCUGCGUACUCUACGGGGGAACGGAAGGACUGGAUGGCAGCCAUCCGCGCUUGCCAGAAACCAAAGAUGACGGCAAACGCAGCCUACGGAAUGGUCCCACUCACUGCUGGUAUGGACACCCCCGACACCAUCGCUGAAACAGAGAAGGAGCAUGACUACGAGACCAUUGCCCCGCUACAGUCUCCACUGGCACCUCUCCCCGCGAAGGAGAAGCCCACACUUCCCCACCGACCGGAGGAUUUGAAACGAAGACCGGCUCCUGAUCAAAGUGAUGUCACAGAUGAAGAAAAGAGACGAAAACCGAAACCACCCAUGGAAAGCCUAGCACCCAUAAAAGAGGUGACGACCCCGACUUACGAUAAGACCGUUGCUACCCUCAACCGCCGAGCAACCAAAUUCACCCCAAACCAGUUAAGCCAUCUUAUCACCAUGCUGCAGCAAACCCAACAGGAGGCAGUAGGCGGUCCCGAAAGUGGCGAUGAAAAGAAGGAUGCAGGAGGGAAGGAGCCACUGAUCAGAGUUGAAGAUAAGGACAGUGAUCCAUCUUCCGACUCCAACAAAGUCCUGCCGUACUACAUAAACUAUAGCAGCCUGCUUGAAGCCGACAACAGUCCACAAGAGAAGCAGGCAACGUUUCCUCGCUCCACCACCAAAUCACCCUACUAUGUCAACUACUUGGAUGUGUGUGACCGUCGUGGGAGGCCUAGCUCGGUGAAAAAUCACGGUGACUCAGAGCAUAGACCUCGCUCUGUAUCUCCGACAGGUCGCGACUCGCCCUACUUCACCUUCAGCAACAUGAUGGGUGGUGUUUCGAGGGAGAACAGCCAUAGCCAGAGUCACUUGGACCUGAGGGACAUGGGCACACAAGACGGCACGGGUAAAGGUUUGCGCAAACCGGCACCUUUCCCCAAACCUUCAAGUCCACCCCCUUAUCUCGUGCCACUGCCCUCUUCCCAUGGAAAACAGCGAGAGACACUGCAACACAUACUGAAGCAGAGCAAGCAAGCUCCAGAAUCUCUGCUCAUCACAGAAGAUGACACUCCCGAAGAGUAUGUUUCUCGCCCUCAGUGGGCAAAAGCAAAUACAAAGCGUCCUGGGCCCAAUACACUGGCAGCGAUGCAUCGCAGAGGAAUCUACAUUAUGCCGAAACUUCUAACUAAAGUUGUGAGCUUGGGAGAAGGUCGGUAUGGGAAGGUGUACAAGGCAGAAAUGCUGAUAAAGUAUGGAGCCAACAUAAAAGUUGUGGUCAAGUCUGUCAAUCGCAUUACGACUGAACUUCAAAAGGAGGUGACCGUCAUGUCAGAGGUGGUGCAUCCCAACAUUGUCCGUCUCUAUGGACUGAUAAAUGAAGGUGUAAUGAAACCUGCAAUUGUGAUGGAGCAUCUGCCAAAUGGAGACCUAAAGACCUUCUUAUCGAGAAAUGAGAGAGACAAUCUGCAACUGAUGAAGUACAUGGUCGAUGUCGCUAUAGGUAUGCACUACCUGUCCGAGAAGGGAAUCAUCCACAGGGUAAGCAGAUUCUAACAUUUACAGUUGAGAAUCACCAGUUUUCCCCUUAAGGAUUUGGCGGCGCGCAACGUUCUGGUUGACACAAAUGAGCUGUGCAAAGUGGCAGAUUUCGGUCUGGUGCGAGAGGUUCCCAGUGAGAGCACGCUAUUUGCACCCGAAUCGAGGGGACCCUCCACCAUUCGUUGGAUGGCACCCGAGAGCAUCUCCAAACAGGUGGUCUCUCCUGCCUCUGACAUCUGGAGUUUUGGGAUACUCCAGUGGGAGAUGUUCAACGCCAAAAAGCUCUACCCCUACCCUGCCCUGCACAACGAGGAGGUGGUGGAGAAGGUGACCAGCGGGUACCCCAUGCCAACUCCGCGCAGAGCGCCCCAGAUUGUGGUGAGGAUCAUGAAAGCCUGUUGGAACAGCGAGCCGUCCCGGAGACCCAGUUUCCUCCUCAUCGCAAACCUUCUCACCAGCCAUAUGAUGGGCGAUGACGAUUGAUUGAUUGACUUCCAAAAUAUUUAAAAAACUCCUUUUGUGUUUGUUAGCAAAUUUCAAAAUAGUG
This is a messenger RNA of Geodia barretti, 2488 nucleotides long. The record is from the annotation of a GenBank genome assembly. NCBI's taxonomy places the organism in Eukaryota, Metazoa, Porifera, Demospongiae, Tetractinellida, Geodiidae.